UUCGGAACUGUUCCACGUCAAUUUGAGGUUGUUGGAAAUGUUUACAAACCAAAAGCUGGAAAUAAAUCAUGAAUCGUGUGCAUUUCUACAAACACAGCUACUCUUAGCAGUCAUGGAACGAAAAGAUUAGGAAAAUGGAAUCCUAACAAGUGUUAAUGCUCUUGACUCAUUGUCUCGGCAAAUAGACAGGUCCACUGAUAGCCGACAUGGGUCAGAUGCUCAGGCGCCUGAAUGAGGUGAAUCAGUUUGAUUGUGCCGGGGUGAAGAGACGGAGCAUCUUGAAAUGUGAGGGGUUCCCAGACCUUGCCUCAUUACCUCCUGAACUGGGGCUGGCUGUUCUGUCCUACCUGAACCCGACUGAUCUCUGUUUAGCCUCUUGUGUUUGGGGACACCUUGGAAAUGAUGAUUUCUUAUGGCAAGGCCUAUGCAAGGGUCAGUGGGGAUACACCAGUGUAUACAGGCGGGCUCGCAACAUUCCAGACUUUUCAUUUAAGAGAUUAUUUCUUCUGCUGGAUGAAGCCUCUCUCACUUUUAAUGGGGAGCCUUAUGAGGGAAUGAACUACUUGUUUGAGCAUGAGAUUCUAGAUGAUGACCCUGAAGAGAUAGCCCGGUUCCUUCACACCACAAAGAAACUAUGGCCAGUCCGAAAGCGCCAGUUUCUCAAUGGCAGGAGAGAUGUUCUGGAUAAUUUACUAAAACUACAGAAUUUCCAAGGCCAGUUUUUACCCAAUGCUUUAAGGAAGUUCUUCACAGAGUUCUCUGCCCCUACUCAGCGCGGGAACUACCUGACAGAAGUCAUUGAGAAAUUCUCCCAACAGUUUCUUGCCUGCAACCCUCAGAUCGGACUCAGUCAAGACACGGUGUUCAUGUUGUGUUUCUCUCUCAUAAUGCUGUCUGUGGACUUAGCAUCACCGCACAUCAAGAACAAGAUGUCCAAGCGUGAGUUUAUCAAAAACACAUGUCGAGCUGCAGGCGAAGUGAGUAAUGACUUGGCAGGUCAUCUCUAUGACAACAUAUAUCUGGCAGGUCAUGUGGCACCUUCCUCACACUGUGAAGUAUAGAUGGGAUUUAUACUAACACUACAUACUCAACAGAGCUUUCAAAUACCGGUACCUUCGUCAAGUUUGUGAGGACGUCAAGAGGAAUCGCUACUCUUCUGUUUCUGUUUCUUUUGGAGGGGUGGUUAUUUAAAGUGUUUUCACAUUAGAAUAUCACUGAUUACUAUUAAUUAAUCAUAACGUUUAAUUUUGACGGAACAAUCUGGGCUAUUCAGUUAACACAUAAGCUGUAAUAAGCACCACAGGUGCUUAUGAAACCAUAUACACAACAAGUUAAAUAUCUCUUCAGCGAUCAAGCAGUAGAGAACAAACUUUUUUAUAUAUUGGCUGUUGUGCACUCCUGGGCUGAUGUUUUCUGUGAGAGAUGUGUAAUAUACACAAGAAAAUAUGGUCUUGUAAACUUUCAGUCUCAUAUGAGGUCGUAUAUAAAGACAACUUACAGAUUGGUCAAGAAGUAGGUCAGGGGGCACUUGUUGGAGCUUUUUUUCAUGACCCUCCCUCUCCCUAUUUGAAAUGACCUGUCCCUAAAUAUUGUUCAACUGUACCAUUGUUUCCUGGCCUCAACCAUAUCAUUGUGAUACAUUUUGGCAACCCUCCCUCUCAAGCUGUGUCACCCACUUAGUGCUGAGACCCAGCUGUUAACAGUGCCAUUUUACAUUUCUUUAGUGUAGUUAAUUUCUGCUGAUUGUGUUGGCCACCACAUUUUUUGUUUGAGUGGCUCUUUGUUUGUAUUUUUGGUUUUCAUACUUGUUUAAUUGUUAUGGAAAAGAAGUAUUUUGUAUACUAAAGUGCUUGUUAUGUUUAGCUUGUGUACUCAAGUCUCAUCCAUUAGAUAAGAGGCAACGAACGGGAUCGGGUGGUCAGGCUCGCUGACUUGGUUAAUGCCUGUCAUCAAUCCAAAUUGCAUGCAUCGAUGCUCACGAUGUCAAUCACUGGAUUGUCUGGUCCAGACUCGAUUAGUUACAGACCGCCGUUGUAUAGCUGGAAUAUUGCUGAGUGCGGCGUUACACAACCAACCAAACCAUAAGAUAUUCAGGACAGGCUUAUAGAUUUUCUUGUUUCAUGGACAAGUCUGUGAUACAUUUUGCAAAAGUACACGAUAAAACAAAAAUAAUGCUGUGUUUGAUUGAAAAUGCCUCUUUCUAUUAUAAUUAUUAAAACUUAUAUUUUUAGAGUUUUUUAUAUUUACCUAAAAUGAACCUUGACAGCAAAUGGUAUUUUUUUCAAUUUUGCCUACUGCCUUUUUGGGGGUAUAGAAAAACAUAUUGUAAAAAAUUACAAAUGUGUCUUAAAGUAAGAUCUAGAGUUGUAGAGAGUCAAGUAAACAUUUUGUUUGUCAGUUCAUCAUUACCAUGUUAGUACAUACUGGUCAUGAAUGAGAUAUUAAUUAGAAUUCACAAGUUGGUGAUAAAAUAGAGCUAUACGUGAUAGAUUUAUGGACAUAAUAAUGGAAACAUGGUCAGGGCCCAUGACAGUGAUGGUCAUCGCGAUAGAACUGAAAUACUGUUCAAAGUGACAUUUAACCAAACACGCUUACAGUGAAGGUCACAAAAUAUAUAUUUUCAUCAUGGACAAAGUGGUUUGAUUGAAGAAUAUUCCUUGAAUUAUUCAUCAAUGCCCUGAAAAUAGAUAGAUAUGCAAUUUGGAGGACCAGAAUCAUUUUAUGUUGAGAGUAUGGUCACAAGACACUUUUUGAUAAUGUGUUUGUGUUGGACAGUAUCUCAAUUCAAUGGGUAGUAUACUUGUGUCAGAUAUAGCAUGAACUUGCAUUUAGGAGUGAGUGAGUAUGGUUUUACGCCGCUUUUAGCAAUAUUCCAGCAAUAUCACGUCGGGGGACACCAGAAAUGGGCUUCACACAUUGUACCCGUCGCAUUUAGGAAGAAACUAAACCUUACCAUUUAAGAUUUGUCAUUUGGCACACGAACAGAUCCCUGCGUUUCGAAAGUACAACUAGUCAUGUGUUCACAUGGUGCAUUUUGUGAUAGGCUGUGAUAUAGUGAUAGAUUGCAAGCUUUUGACCUACCUUUCUACUGGGUAUAUCCUAGGAUAUGUGAUGAGUCAGCACCAAUCACACAGAUGCUUGGAGACUAAAAUUUCAUGCUAUUGUCAUCUGUGUAGCAGUCGUUGCUGUGUUAUUACAGGAAUAUUGCUAAAAGCGGCAUAAAACCAUACUCACAGGCAAAUAAUAUUCCAGCAUAUGAAUAGGUGAAAAGCAAUUUUGUGUCAAGCAUGCCUUAAGAAACUGUCCGAUGAACAUUUAGAUAUAUGUUGAUGACAUUUUAUCUAAAAGAUAAUUCAUCAAUCUUCCCAUAUGAGGGGAAAAUUAUUGCUUGCGUUUAAAGUGUAACUGACGAAUUAUUGUGACGGAAACUUAAAAUGGUUGGUCCCUUGCUGGGCUUGAAUCUUGAAUACACCCCCCUCUGUAACAGCCACUUUGGCACUGAUGUUGAGAUACUGACACAACACCACAUGUCAACACUACUUGUCUACACCUUACAAGUUUGUGCUAUGCAACUGAUGGAACAUCUUGUCUUAUUCUGUCAAGAGCCCUCCAUACCUGUGUUGUAAUCGUGUGAUACUUUCCAAGCAUUUCGUUGAGGAUCUGUGUCAAAUCUUGCCUUUCAUGAAUGAUAAUUAAUUUAUGUUGUUUUAUAAAGAAAGCCUUGAAGGACCGAGGAAUAGGUGUGACUUUCAAUUUCUUGUCUCAUGUUUGCUUGAUAUGCAUAUUUAAACAGGGUUAAUGAUGUAAUCUAGCAGCCCUAGAAAAUGCUGGGAGCACGUGACACAGUUAUCAAGGCUCAAAUGCAUUUUCAUGUAAAGUAUGAAAAUUGCCUUGAUCACAAGACUUUUUAGUGAAAAUCAUGCAUAUUCAUGGGCCCAACCACCCUUCGAGGCCUCAUAGGUUUGGUUGAUGAAUAUGCAUGAAUUUACUUGUAAGUCCUGUGCCUUGAUAUUUCUGGGUUUUUUUCUGAUUCCUCUACCUAUUUCUUUUACCACGUAGCUGAAGAAUCGUGUACUGGGUCAUAUGCAUGCAGAGAAAAUCCAGGCAAUUUGGCACCAUAAGUUUUCUGUAAGAAAAUGCACAUGUUUCUAUGAAAUGUUUUGAUGAAAAUGGUACAUUGUAAGAGUUUGGAACUGAUGUAACCAAAGUUAAUAGGUUUGACCUCAUGUACUACUUUGUUGUUUAUGCUACCAUGCUAGCAUUAGAUACCUUUCGUAAUCACACCCAUAGUUGUGUAUAUUCCAGAUGUAUUUAAUACUGAUAUAAGCUCAGCUAAUUGUUGUGAAAUGCAAACCUAAAACCUUAUCCGGUGUGGAUAAUUUGUUUUUGUUGAUUACUAAUUUAUAUGGAAUGUUUGCAAAUGUUGUUAGCGUUUUGUGCUGUUUUCGGACACAGCUUUCUUCAAAAGAAGGUGUUGUCUAGUAUGUUUAAGAUGUACACACAGGGAUUUUAUCCUCUUGUUUUGUUGACACUGUGGCACUGGUUUUGUUGAAAUAAUAUAAGGGUAACACUAUUUUUCAGGGCAUUAUCAUUUGCAAAAGCCCGAGGUCUUCCAUUGACUGCCCAACAAAGGAAGGCAGUUGAAAAGACCAAGGGUUUCUGCAAAAAUAGAGUUACCGUUAUUAUAGCUAAAAAGGAUAGAAUUGGUUAUCAAAUAAAACUAAACAACAAUAUUGGUUUUGAAACAUUUACUGCAAUCAACACACAACGAAUGUAACUGCCAAAGUUUUACGAGCAUGGAAACGUCAUAGAACAAACCAGAUGACGUCAAAAGCUGACUCCCUAUGACGUCACCUAAUAAAGGGUGUGAUAAUGGCUAGUCGUCAAGCAAUAUGAGGGCGUUAUCAGGUUACAGUGGCCCGCUAAUUUCUGAUAACAUGCAGGCAGUUUAAUUAUAAUUCUAUCCAUUUGAGCUCUAAGAAGGCUUAUAAGCUAUGUCACCUGUUUGGUUCCUCAGAUUGCCAUACAAUGUUUCCCUACUGCAAUGAACUGGGGAAAAUAAGGCUAACAGUAUUUCACAAUUUAUCCUUCGACUGUAAUGAUUCACCAAAUUAUAGCAGCAUCACAUUGCUUUGUGCAACAGUAUGCAAUUCACUUGAUAAUGAUACCCUGUCAUGAGCAAAAAGAAAUAUGGCUAAGAAUGUUAGAAUGCUGUAAGAAAUUUCCAAAGUAUCUGCACUUUAUGCCAUGAUACUGUUUCCAUAUGGAAAAUCAUCGGUGCAUAGUUAUUCAUGCAUAUUAAAUGGACAAUGUGGUAUGGAAAUGAUAAUUAAUUACUAUUUUCUGAUGUAUACUACUCAAUGUGUAGAGACAAUACCAAAACAAGUAGUGUCUUCAUGUAAAAUAACAACAGCUACAGAAACUUUGUAUACUAUUUAAAAGAAGUUAAGGACCACCCAAUUCUUUCAUAUUACUAUAGUUACACUGUCAUGGCAUGCAUUGGUGAAAACUAAAAUCUUUCUUCAAGCAUGCCUUAAGAAACUGUCCAGGGAACAUCUGGUAAUAUAUUGAUGAAGUUUCAAGUAAAAGAGAAUUUGGCAACCUUCCCCUUUGAGGGCAUCUUCCUGAGGCAAGGGAGUUAACUCUAAAAGUCCAGUUUCUGGGCUCGAUUGUUGCACCACCAGUGGCUAUUACAAGUUAUGUCCCUUCUAUGCCCUUCCUAUUGACAAUCAGAUUCCACCUCUCAUAUCACGUGCAUUUGCUUCAAAGAAAAUGGCGGCGCCCAGUCAUGAUGAUCUGAUCGAUGAUCAAGAUCUAUUUUGUAAAAAAAUGUGUCUUACCUCGUGAAGAGCAUCAAAUCAUAUGAGCACCUUGAUUAAAAACAUGAAAAGAUUUGGAAAAUAUCUGUCAAUGCCCAGUUGACGGUUCACAUCCUUUGGCAAUCCUGCAGUUCACCGAAAUCUACCCGUUGAAAUUCAUGUUUAUGAACUGAAUGUUGAUUUCAUUACACGAUUUUGAUCGGACUAUGCAUAGAUUUGUUAAUCCAGAUGAAAUAUAACUUUGUAAUUCCAGCCUAUUUCGGCAAGGUUGGAAACUGGACUUUUAUACUCAGUUAACUUCCUUGCCUCGGGAAGAUGUUAUGAGGGGAAAAUAAUUGUACUGAUUCAACAUGACCUGACAGUUGAACCUGCAGAUCUGCAUAAUUCGUGCAGUCAAUAACAUGAGCCGGGCGGUGUGGUUUGGUCACUGGCUACAGUACAUGUGUCGAGUUAGUUUGGAGAAUUGAUGAAUACACAGAGGAUAAACUUCACUUGCACAAUGUUAAACUCCACUGCUGACCCUGUUCAGUGGCAGUAAGGAUAAUAACUGCUAUAGGUAGCAGGGCACAGGCGGCACAGGUGGCCCAGUUGUCUAAGGCGCCGCAGUUCGUUGUGUGGAGUUGCAUCCCUUGCACAUGUCAGAAACCUAUGCUCGUAGAUUCGAAUCCGGGUUCACCCCGAUUAUAUGUUUCUAGGUUUGUCAGCAGCAUACUCUUGCUCAUGAGUUUUACCGAAGUGGUUAACGUCCUAGGCCUGGAUCACCUCGGGCUUUCCUCCUGCAUUAAGCUGACAUGCCGUGAUAUAACUGGAAUAGAGUAAAAAGCAGCAUUAAAUCCAACUCACCCACUCAGUAUAUGUAACAAAUGCAUUUAUGCAGGAGAUAUUGUAUUGAGCCUCAGAUAAAACAACAGUUGAGGUGAUCCGAUUCUCUUGUCUGGCGACAUGAACAAGGCUAAUCCAGGGCUCCAUGCUGACCAAUGCUCCUAUCUUGUGUUGGUUGUGAGGACGGCCGAGGACACAAGUUGUUACAGAGCUGACAUGCCAGCAUUAGAAAUUAGCACUAGUCCUGUAGUCCUUGCCAAACUGCCCAAUAGUUAAGGUAUCAUUAGGACUAGUAGACAUUAGCCAUUAUUAAGGGUUUUGCUAUAUGCUAUCAUUAUAAGGACGAGUGGACUAAAACUGUUAGUUUCUAACGCUGCAUGCUUCAAAGAAUAAAGAAGCAUUGUCAUUUUGAUAUGAAGUUUGACCCACACAUGUACGAGAUCUCUAAAUUAUUUAUUUGUUUCAUGAUGUUGUUCUCAGAGCUGGAAUGUUGUGAUUUGACAUUUUACAUUUAUUUCUUGUUUUACAUAUUUAACAUCUAACAUAUUUGUGUUAACUUUGGUUAAUUUUUGCAUCCAAUUAUUUCUUGGGAGCAUGUAUGAAAAGUCAAGUUUGUUGUUUUCUUCGGAAAUAAUCUUUUAAAAAUGUUAUUGGGUUAAGAAACUUCCAGAUAUUUAAUUACACUCGUAUAUAGACAUUUAAUAUGGUUUAUUUAAAUGGGUAAACAAUAUUUAUGCUGUGGCAUGAUGCUGCAAACAAAAUAAAACGAAAUGAGGCCAGCUGGGUUGGAUGUGUGACCAAAUCGGUAUGCACACUUCCUUUGACUUUGUGUGUGGACAUGGCGACGGUUGGAGUAAUGGACUUCUCUAACAUUGUUGAAGUGCUCUUAUGAUAUAAAGACGUUAUAUAAUGUAUUCAAUAGAGGCUGUGAUCAAAAUUUUGUAAAUAUAUUUUUAUAAUAAAAAUAAAAUUAACACUG
Messenger RNA from Haliotis rufescens (red abalone), 7620 nucleotides. RefSeq names its product F-box only protein 8-like. The record is from RefSeq and is a predicted model, not a curated record. Gene Ontology annotation, biological process: regulation of ARF protein signal transduction. The transcript has 6 exons. Lineage: Eukaryota; Metazoa; Mollusca; Gastropoda; Lepetellida; Haliotidae. Bases 207 to 1061 code for a protein of 284 amino acids. Gene Ontology annotation, molecular function: guanyl-nucleotide exchange factor activity; protein binding.